UCGCGGUGGGAGGAAUCUGGAAGUGGCCAGGAGUGGCACUGCACUCAUAAACACCAGAGAGGCUCCGUCCCCGCGGACUCUGUGAGGAACACUGUGGACACACUCUGCUAGCAGGCUCUUUCACAUCUGAACAUGUCCGGUUAUAAUCAAGGCUACAAUUCAGGUCUCCCACCAGGCGGCUAUCCGGCACCUGGAUACGGCCCCCCGCCUGGAUCCUGGCCUCAGUCUGGGCCCAAUGGUCCACCAAGGCCCUACCUUCCACCUGGACCGGGGGGGUAUCCCCCAGGGACCGUCCUACCACCAGGGACUAUCCUAGCACCAGGGACAGCCCCACCACCAGCUUGCCCUCCUCCCCCAUACCACCCAGGUGGUGUUCCAGCUUAUGGUCUGUCUGUUCAAUGUGAACAGAGGCACCAUCAUUGCCACGGCCGUGGUCGUGGUCGUGGUCGUGGUCGUGGGCUCCAUUUUGGUCGCCAUCACGGUCAUUGUCACCAUCAGCACUGCGGCUGCUGCAGUGACUCGGACUAGACCAUAAGAGGAACUCAAGAGAACAGAUGGGGCUGCUUAACUCAAGGACCGUCCACAGAAACUCUUCUGCUUUUAAUACUUCUAACACUUCCUCUUUGAUUUAUUACAAAGCCUCUUACUGAACCUAGAAGUGAAUUUUACUGUUCUGUCGUUUGUGAUUUACAGACUACUGAACUGAACUGUUUUAGUUCACUGGCUGUCAAACUGGUAUCAGGCUGAUUCACUGAACCUCUUACUUAUACUGAUUUAUGGGGCUGCUACCAUAUUGUGAUCAGAACAUUGCAGUUUUCAACAGCUAAACACCAUUUAAUGGAUAUCAGGGGUUCAGCUGUGAAGAUAAAAAUGAAAAUGUGUUAUCCCUACUGUAUAAAUUUAAUGUGUCUUCCUCAGACAAAAGUAGAUUCUAUAUACAGCUUAAUCAGUUUUUAAUUUGUUUGUUUAUUUUGACAGAAUAAAGAGAAUUAGAAAGAAAUGUAAAA
This is a messenger RNA of Paramormyrops kingsleyae, 1007 nucleotides long. Lineage: Eukaryota; Metazoa; Chordata; Actinopteri; Osteoglossiformes; Mormyridae. The record is from RefSeq and is a predicted model, not a curated record.